AUAGAGAAAUAACUUUCAAAAAGGUUUCUGUAUUUUGAGUUUACCCGUUUCUCCCUGCAUCAGUACUCCAAAUUCGGAGAAAAUAAAGAGGUACUUUCAGUUUUAGAUGGGCUUCUAGCUUUAAGUUGAAAAUUGUUCUGUAGUUUGUAAGUUUAACAGAAUAUUUAUUUUCGGUUACACGGUUUCGGUUUAUUGUUAUAUCGGCUUAGUUCACUUGUCUUGCUUAGUUUCACAGGCGAGUUUUUUAACGUAUUUAUGCCUGUUUCAGGAGGGAUGGUCGUAGAAAUUCUGAAAAAAUUUUAUAGUUUCGGCUGAACGAGGGUGGACCCAAGUUUUUCGCCUUGUUUGCCGCUCGAUCAUUGAUUCUCAAAGAUUGGUUUCAGUACGUGAAGUUGUGAAGUUUUGACGCGUCAUAUGACUUCAUAUGCAGCCGAUUACUCUCGUGAUGCGCUCUCCUGAUACCACAGCAGUUUAUCAGAACUUUCAAUAGUAGCUCAAGUUUGUGCGUUGGUUGCGCUGACAGUUUUUGAGACCAACGCUGCGCAGUUGAGAAAUUUUUUUGAAGUGCGAGGCAAAUCAAUUAGGCCGCAAGAGUUGAUAAGACAAGAUAAUGCAGAAGCUAUGCAAGACCACGAAGUCGAAAACAUUGCCCAGUCAGCCGUUAAAGCAGCGAGGGAACUGGCUCUGAGUUUGAGCAGACGAGGAGUUGAUGUGGACGAUGAAGCAGAUACGAUGGGGUUCCACUUGGAAGAACGUCGGGAAAAACCGUAGGACGAUCACGCGUCAAGGAUGAUAAAAAGAGUAGACAGUAAAAAGAGGGAUGUGAACUACAAGUCUAAAGAGAAUGCGGCUCCACAAGGUUUCUACGUCAUUCCAGGGCCAGCUAGUGGAAUUCCAGCCGUAGUGCCUCCGGCAAGCGCAAGUCCAGGAGGUAGUCCGGAUAGCAAAAACGUGCUCGAACAUGUGAGAGAUCAAGUGAAAGACGCGAAUGCGGCAAUGGGGGAAAUCACAGACCUGCUGAAAGUGAUGACAGGGAGUAAUUUCCCCUCUAACCCAACGGGGAAUCUGACUAGUCAUGGGAAGAAGUCGGGAGUUGUGAGCAACUUGAUCUUCGGGGAUCAUAAUAAUAAUAACAACAACAACGAGAACCCUUUUUGGGGAUAAAUUAAAGGAGAUUUAUGAUGGACAACCAAGUUCGAUGU
This is a messenger RNA of Symsagittifera roscoffensis, 1202 nucleotides long. RefSeq lists its product as uncharacterized. Lineage: Eukaryota; Metazoa; Xenacoelomorpha; Acoela; Convolutidae. The record is from RefSeq and is a predicted model, not a curated record. The coding region runs from base 790 to 1164 and encodes 124 amino acids. The transcript has 3 exons.